AGUACGCACUUUUCUUGCUCAAUCGCAUAGUUCAGUGUGACUUGUGCAAAGAGCAUAUAUUCAGUCAGAAGAAAUCAGUCAACAGCAAACAGAAGUUAUCGCAAGUAUGAAUCGCUUUGCCUUGUUCAUUCUUCUUCUCAACUCGUGUGGCGUAUUCAUGAAAAUAACAGCCUACAAACGAUCAUGUCUUGAAAUAAGAAGAAGUUCACCUUUUGCAAGGAGUGGUGAGUAUAAAAUUUUGGUCGGUUAUAAUAGCCUUAUCACAGUCUACUGCGACAUGGAGGAGGAUGGCGGGGGAUAUACCUUCAUACCACGCGAUGCUGUAAAGCGAUGGAAGUUUCCAGGCCUGAUUAAGCAAAUUUUUAAGCAGAAAUCAAGAGUCCUUCUUCGUAUCAAAAGGAAAGAUGAGCGACAACCCUUCACCAUGAUAAAUCAACUUUCAACCUAUUUACGGGAAGAAUUUAGUGUACUGAUGCAUACAUAUUCCCCUGGAUAUGCAAGACCUGUGAACUAUAGGCUUGGUGACUAUAUCUAUCUUGGUAUAUUACCGGAGUCCAUAGCAAGAUCCCGGAGUGUUCAAGGAUUCAGAUCAAAUGGCAAAAGCGUAGCUUUCCGAAACUGUGAUGCUAAUCCCAAUGCCUAUUUUGCCUUUUUCCCGAACCAUAAUCGAAGACCCGUCAACAAUUAUCUUCGUGGAAACCCGAUUUUUGAACGUCAAGGUGUAGCAGUCCACUGGCGACGCACUGCGGUUUUCAAACCUUGGCGGAAAAAGAUGCCUAGCAAUUAUUUCUUUCUGACCGAGUUGCAUUUCGGUGGAUGUGGCACCUACACUUCCAGUGAUCGCUGGUAUGAUGCAAUUGGUACUGCUAUCGGUCUUCGUUAAAUAACUGUAUCAACUUUUGGCAAUUUAUAACCCUUUCUGAAUAAUCAGCUAGUAUAUUUUAGUAACCGUACCGUACCGUGAAUAUUAUGUACCGUAAAUAUGUAUUACAUAUACCAUAAAUACACUGAUUGUGAUGUAUUAUAGGCAUCCCAGUAAAUAAUUGAAAUAAAUCAAGCCGAGCGUUCAAGACGUCAAAUUUUGACUAAAUUUACAUUGUAUUUCCGUGCUUCGACUGUUGACUCCAGGGUUAUCUAUAUAAGCGCCCUGGUUGACUCACUCCAGGUGCGCUCUGAGUUCAGUGACAUCACGAGGCGCAUAAGCUUUAGUUAUUGAGGAUGGAAAUUCUUUUAAAAAUAUACACAAAGAUACGAAAUUC
This is a messenger RNA of Dendronephthya gigantea, 1259 nucleotides long. RefSeq lists its product as uncharacterized. The transcript has 4 exons. The record is from RefSeq and is a predicted model, not a curated record. The coding region runs from base 107 to 883 and encodes 258 amino acids. NCBI's taxonomy places the organism in Eukaryota, Metazoa, Cnidaria, Anthozoa, Malacalcyonacea, Nephtheidae.